AUGGUCUGGAUUAUGUCCUCGGCGGUCUCCGGACUCGCGCUUCUCACUGGUUUCACAUCCGCCGUCGCAACGCAGGCGGACAUUGAGUUACCCGAGUUCACCACUCUCUCUGUGCCUGAACACCCACAUCACGCUAUUCGCAUCAAGGAGCAGAGUGAUGAGAUCUGCGACGCGGGUUCCAGGCAGUGGACUGGCUGGCUGGACACAGGUGGAAAGCACCUCUUCUUUUGGUAUUUUGAGAGUCUGAACGAUCCCGAAAAUGACCCUCUCAGUCUCUGGAUGACUGGUGGACCAGGCGGCAGCGGCCUCGUUGGCCUCAUGCUGGAACUGGGACCCUGCCUCAUCAACGACAAUGGCACGGGAACAGUCCACAACCCCUACGCCUGGAACGCCAACUCCUCCAUGAUCUUCGUUGACCAGCCCGCCGGCACGGGGCUGUCCUACUUUGACAAGGACGUGACUCCGCCCUCGACGUCCUACACUGCAGCCGAGGACAUGAAUAUCUUCCUCCGCAUCUUCUACCAGGCCUUCCCCGGUCUAGCCGCCGUUCCCUUCCACAUCGUCGGCGAGAGCUACGGCGGGCACUACAUUCCCGCCCUCGCCGCCGAGAUCGUAGCCUACAACACGGGUUCCCCCCCGCCCGAGUUCAAGGUCCCGCUGGCGUCGGUGCUCAUUGGCAACGGCUACGUCUCGCCCGCGGACACGACGUGGGGCUUCUACGACACCCUGUGCACCACCAAACCCGGCGUCCCCGAGCCGGUCUUCAACGAGACCAUGUGCGGCCGGAUCGCGGACGCGCUGCCGCGGUGUAUGUACCUCCAGCAGGCGUGCUACGGGUUCCCAGAUCCCAUCAUCUGCGGCGCCGCGGCGGAAUUUUGUUUCAGCCACGUCGAUCUGCUGUAUUACCAGGACGUCAAGACUGGUGGGCGGAACCCGUUUGAUAUCACGCGGCCGUGCGAGACGGAGAAGAUAUGCUAUGGCGCGGGCGACGGCAUCGAGGGGUACAUCAAGUCCGAGCGCGUGCUGGCCGCGCUCGAGGUCCCCGAGGCGGUGGGCAAGAACUUUAGUCUCAUUUCGGAGAGCGUCAAUGAGCGGUUCGCGCUGGCGGGCGACGAAUUCCUCAGUACUGAGGGCGAUGUCAAGUAUAUUCUCGAGUCGGGCAUCGACGUGCUGGUGUACAAUGGCGACUUGGACCUCGCGUGCAAUACGGCGGGUAACGUGCGGUGGACGAAUAAGCUAUCGUGGGCCGGACAGGUCGAGUUCGUCUCCAGGGCGCCCGAGCCGUGGUUUGCGGUCAAGGGCGGGGAGAGGGUGCGCGCUGGAUUGUGGAAGCAGGUUUCCAAGGUUACGAGGGGAGGCAAGGAGACUAGGUUCGCGUUUGUGACUGUCGAGGGGUCGGGGCACAUGGUGCCGUUGGAUCAGCCCGAGGUUGGGCUGCAGAUGGUGAGGAAUUGGUUGUCUGGAGAUUUUGGGAAGGCUGUCAGGGGAGGCGUGGAGGUUCGGGUCAAGGGUGAGGAAGAUGAGUUUGUGUCUUUGGAUUUAUAG
Colletotrichum orchidophilum is the source of this 1545-nucleotide messenger RNA. Its product is annotated as serine carboxypeptidase. The coding region runs from base 1 to 1545 and encodes 514 amino acids. Gene Ontology annotation, biological process: proteolysis. Gene Ontology annotation, cellular component: fungal-type vacuole. Gene Ontology annotation, molecular function: serine-type carboxypeptidase activity. The record is from RefSeq and is a predicted model, not a curated record. NCBI's taxonomy places the organism in Eukaryota, Fungi, Ascomycota, Sordariomycetes, Glomerellales, Glomerellaceae. The transcript is spliced from 3 exons.